UUCUGAACAAUCUCAUCACAACCGGAGUCCCUACAUUUAAGAUUGUACCAGAAGAUAGUUCUGUAAAGCAAUUGUUUGGUGGAAUUAAUGAUACUUUCUUUGACAUAUUAAGAAGUUACUUACCUUGUGAUUUUGCUUCUACGUGUCAUGUUGGAAUUCCAAAACACGAUUGUAUUUGUUUGGAUGGAUAUUUUGGGGAUGGUUUAAGUUGUUUUGGUUAGUAGUGUCGAAAAUAGAACACACUGUUGUUUAGGGCGGUUUAUCUCUGUCCGGCGCCAUAGCACAGUUGGUAAGAGCGCCUGCCUCUAGCCCAGAUGUAAUGGGUUCAAGGCUCGUCACUGCUACCGUUGUGGACUUAUGUGUCCUUUUUGUUCUAACCCAGUGGUCACUAAUGGGUUGUUCAAAUUAUCAGCCACACAAGAAAAAAAAAAACAAAUAAUCACCCACAAAGUAACAGACUUAGUAACCUUUAAAAAAUACUAAUGUUAAUGCAUAUGUUUUUACUUUGGAUAAUCCUAAAUUUUUUCUUGUCCUUUAAAACCUGCUUAACUUUUGGUUGGCGAUUAAUCUGUUAAAUUGUAUUGUGUUCUACUAAAAGGAAAUCUACUAGAUUUAUUAUAUUUCUGCCAGCUUUAUUAUACACCAAAAAUGUGUUUCUGCAAUCUUGAAGUAAUUUUUACUGUGUUAAAACACACGUGUCUAGAUAUUGAUGAAUGUGCAACUGGGGUCCACAACUGUGACAUGUAUGCAGCUAAUUGUUACAACACAAUUGGUUCAUUCUCAUGUUCAUGCAAGAGUGGUUUCAUUGGCAAUGGGUUGGUUGGUCAAUGCAGAGAUAUAAACGAAUGCUUCCUUACUGACUUUGCUCGAGCUCAAAACUUCAUUCAACCUGAAAUUCCAAAUUUUCUUGAUCUUACAUUCAACCAAUCAAAAUCAAUACAAGCAUUCUGUGCUGGAGACUUGGUGUAUACACUUUGCAAUGGAGACUGUAAGGCUUCAUGUGAAAACCAAUUUUGUGCAACUGUGUGUACGCCCGGUUGUGCAUGCCCACUUGGUUACUUAAGAAGAAGUGUGGGGUCGGUCCGAUGUGUGCAAUUACAUGAAUGUGUUGCUGACACAUCUGGUUCAGGAUCUGGCCAUUACUCAGGAUCAGGGAUGGAUGCAACUGAUGCACAUAGUGCACACGAUGCACAUGAACCACACCACUUGUUUCCAUUUCAUGAAGUAAAACUCUUAGAGUUAUGGCAUUGCAUUACAUAUUAUGUGAAGACAUAUCCACAUUACACUGAACACUUAUCUACAAACGAAUUAUUGGACCUAAUUGAGAAUGCGGCAUUUGCACACUGCUUGCAUUUUGUUGAUGAAACAAACUUCAACAAAAUUAUCCAUUUUGAUCUUCAUAAAUAUGUGGUGGGCAAUAUACUGAAUGUUUUUGGGCAUUUCUCUCUUAUUGAUCAUUCAGCAAGUUUAAUUAAAAAUUUUUCUGAUGCAAUUCCUCCACAAGCUUGUGCAAGUAGUGGAAUAAGCCGCAAGAAGAGACAAGUAUUAUUCUCAACAGAUACAGGUGCACCACCAGCAGAACCAGUGUCACCUGUACCAUUUCUAGGAGAAGAACCAACAGUUGACCCUGUUGAUAUUCCUAUCGAACAUAUUCCUUUUUCAGGUUCUGGAUAUCUUCCACCAGUUGAUUAUGAACUCCAUGAUGAUUCUGGUGCUGGGUCAGGAUUUUUACAUUAUGCCCACUAUGCUGUUGAUGCUGCAGCACCACUGGAAACUGCAGCAGUUAGUCCUUUUUUUCCACCCAUACCUUGCUACAAUGAACAUGAUAUUAGUCAACGAAUGGUUGACAAUUUGUUCCCAUGUAUUGUUAAACGUCUACAAAGUAGUAACCAAAUUAACUUCUUCACAAACUUGAACAAGAUUGGUUGGUUUAUAAAACACGACGUUAUUGAUUGGUGUAUUAAUAAAUCUGGUCUUGAAUACCAUGCAAGUGCUGUAUUUAGCGCAUUAACCAACAUUGAUGGAAUAUUAUCAUACCUUCCACACAAUGUUACCACACAUUCACUUAUAACAGUAUUUCCAGGAGUGGAAGCUUUAUUCUACCCACCUCAGAUUGAUUUCAAAUUGUUCUCACAAGUCAUGGCAUCAGAUGCACUUACUGACUUAAAAAAUUAUAUUGAUGAGUCAUCAAUAGUGGAAGCUGUCAAUCAAGCCAACAGUGUGAUGGGAAUUGCUUUAGGUGGUUCUGCUGUUCCAUUCUGUGCUGAUUGCAUAAUAGAAACAUUGGUCAACACUCCUCUUAAUACUUCACUGUUGGACUUAGCAUUGAGAAACGCAAGUAGUUUUGGUGGAUUGAUCAAUGUACUUAACAACCAAGUCCCUCUAAAUUUGUUCAGCACAUUCCAUACAUGUGGCUGGAAUACAACUUGUACAAACACACCUGGAAAUUAUGACUGUUCAUGCUACCCUGGAUUCACUGGCAAUCCUUUUAAUGGCUGCCACGACAUCAACGAAUGUGAAAUGAACAUAUGUGAUGUUAACGCUCAAUGUAACAACUCUGUUGGCAACUUUUCAUGCGAAUGCAAAUAUGGAUUUACUGGUGAUGGUAUUUACUGUAAAGACAUUGAUGAGUGUGCUGAAGGUGUUGUGAACCGCUGUGAUCCUGAUGCAACCUGUUUUAACCAGCCAGGCUCCUAUGAUUGUAUUUGCCCCUUUGGCACCUUGGAUAUACUUGGUGAUGGACAAUAUUGCCAUGAAAAAGUUAAAGACUGUGUUCCUAUUAUUGAUGGGCCAUCUCAACCUUGUGACAUUGACCCAAAUUCUCUCUCAUGCGAAUUACAAACAGAUUAUCCGGAUAAAGCAAAAGCAGUCUUUGAAUUAAUGAUUGGUGAAUUCACUCUUCCACGAGAAAUCCAAUCCCGCGGAUGCGGUUCUUUUGAUUACAACUUCGGAAGUAUCCUGCCUCCAUCUGAAGUCCCUCGAGACAUUUUUUCUCCAGGUUUUUUGGAUCCUCUGGACUUGAUCCCAGUUGCUCCUCCAGAGGAGGACUUUUUGGAUGACCUCCCAAGUCUUCCAGCACUUGGGGAUGAUAACACACUCAGAAGUUUUCUGACCAGUCAACUAAGCCUUUUCAGAACACGCAGAGAUACUGAAGGUGUAAGCACCAUGGGACAUGAAACACCAGCAGUGUCAAUGGCCAUACCAACACAUAGCAGCAACAAGUUUUUGUGCAAUGAGAUCACUAAUACUACCUACAGGACAAAUGCACAUAUGGAUUCCAACCACACAGUUGAGCUUUUUCACUACAAUGGGCACUUUCAGUGGUUCCAGCAAACACUAUGUGAUCCUAACUCCCCAUGUAUUGGUUCUCUUUUUAUGUGUGUACAGCGCUAUGUACCCCAACGAGCUGCCAUAAUUAUUAAAACAAACGGCAAAAUUGAUGUCAUGCUCACUGACAUUAUGAUUGAGAGCUCAUGCUCCCCAACUCUACAUUAGUUGUCAUGAUCUUGUGGUGAUGUUUUAAGUGGUCUUCUGGGUAUCUCUACUUACAGUUUAAGCAGUUUACGGCCCUCCCAAAAAAAUACUGUAUAACCCCAUCAACAUUGUCCUUAGGUCAUGCAUCAUGUUUACGACUUUGCUUACGUUAACA
Ciona intestinalis (vase tunicate) is the source of this 3649-nucleotide messenger RNA. The record is from RefSeq and is a predicted model, not a curated record. Lineage: Eukaryota; Metazoa; Chordata; Ascidiacea; Phlebobranchia; Cionidae.